This is a messenger RNA of Puma concolor (puma), 657 nucleotides long. RefSeq names its product methyltransferase 21A, HSPA lysine (gene METTL21A). The record is from RefSeq and is a predicted model, not a curated record. Lineage: Eukaryota; Metazoa; Chordata; Mammalia; Carnivora; Felidae. Gene Ontology annotation, cellular component: cytosol; protein-containing complex.
AUGGCCCUGGUGCCCUACGAGGAGACAGCGGUAAUGGGCUUGCAGAAAUUCCACAAACCUCUUGCCACCUUCUCCUUUGCGAACCACACGAUCCGGAUCCGGCAGGACUGGAGACAGCUGGGAGUCGCCGCGGUGGUUUGGGACGCGGCCGUCGUUCUCUCCGCGUAUCUGGAGAUGGGAGCUGUGGAGCUGAGGGGCCGCCGUGCGGUGGAGCUGGGGGCCGGCACCGGGCUGGUGGGCAUAGUGGCUGCCCUGCUGGGUGCUCAUGUGACUAUCACGGAUCGAAAAGUAGCAUUAGAAUUUCUUAAAUCAAAUGUUCAAGCCAACUUACCUCCCCAUAUCCAACCCAAAGCUGUUGUUAAGGAGCUGACUUGGGGACAAAAUUUGGGGAGUUAUUCACCUGGAGAAUUUGACCUGAUACUUGGAGCUGAUAUCAUAUAUUUAGAAGAAACAUUCACAGAUCUUCUUCAGACUUUGGAACAUCUCUGUAGCAACCGCUCCGUGAUUCUUUUAGCUUGCCGAAUUCGCUAUGAACGGGAUAACGACUUCUUGGCGAUGCUGGAGAGGCAGUUUACUGUGACUAAGGUUCACUACGAUCCUGACAAAGACGUACAUAUUUACAAAGCACAGAAGAGAAACCAGAGGGAGGACUUCUAG